Molecule: messenger RNA, 501 nt
Organism: Olea europaea var. sylvestris
Lineage: Eukaryota; Viridiplantae; Streptophyta; Magnoliopsida; Lamiales; Oleaceae
Product: VQ motif-containing protein 22-like
Exons: 1
Coding region: 1-501 (166 amino acids)
Source: RefSeq, a predicted model, not a curated record
AUGGAUGACUUGGCCAUACCUUGUCCCGAAUUUUCCGAUGCAACUGUAGUGUCAACUACUGAUUUCGAUAUAAACGAAACCUUAUUCAGCCCUAAUUACAGUGCAGUGCUUUCAAGUAACAGCCCAGAAAACCCAAGUUCAUCAGCUGGAAGUGAUUUGAAGCCGAAAACUAGCACCGUGACUCCAAAACGGCGAAGGUCCAGAGCUUCGAAGCUAACUCCGACGACAUUUCUGAAUGCCCACAUAACAAAUUUUCGAGCCCUGGUGCAGAAGCACACCGGUAGUAGCCACGCUGAGAAAGGGCCAAUCACUUUGUGUUUUGGAUCCUCAUCAUCAGAACAUACUGAUCAUCGGCAGAUCAACGGUCAAAUUCCCACAAGAAACAAUUCAUCGGAGGACGUCUCUGGUCGGAGCUAUCAAGCACAAGAUCAGCAAUACUUCUACGAUAACCAGCAUCAACAGUUCCAAGGCCAAGACUCAUUUUCAUUAUUUAACAAUUAA